GAAAAAAGAAGAAAAAAAAGGAGAAUGCUUAGUUGCAGCAGAAGCAUCUAUUUCACAAUCUGGGUGUGUCAGGCAUUUUUUCUGCUGCUAGAGCUGCUUACCCACUAUGGUGCGUCGCAGACAAUCGUCAAGAACUUGCCAGGGUUUUCUGGUGACCUCCCCUUCAAGCUUGAAACAGGCUACGUGGGGGUGGGCAAUUCUGAAGAACUGCAAAUGUUCUACUAUUUCACUGAGUCAGAAAGCAGCCCAGAAAAUGAUCCUCUGCUUCUUUGGAUGACCGGAGGCCCCAGAUGUUCUUCUUUCUAUGGCCUCAUAUAUGAAAUUGGUCCAAUAUCUUUCCAAUUUAAUGAUUUGUCCAAGGACCCAUUGAAACUUGUUCUGAAUCCGUACUCAUGGACCAAGGUAGCAAACAUAAUAUUUCUAGAUGCCCCUGCUGCUACUGGUUAUUCAUACUCCACAACUCUGGAAGGGUUAAUCAGUAGUGACACCCUGCAUGCUACAAGAGCUUAUCAGUUUCUCCAGAAAUGGCUUGUGGCUCAUCCCCAGUUUCUUUCGAAUCCUCUCUACAUUUCUGGAGAUUCUUUCACGGGCAAGAUUGUUCCCAUCAUUGUUCAGCAUAUAACACAGGGUUUUGAAGCUGGGAUGGAGCCAGCUUUGAAUCUCAAAGGAUACAUAAUUGGCAAUCCAUCUACAAAUGCUAAAGAGGAUUUUAAUUCGAGAAUUGAAUAUGCUCAUCGUUUGGGACUUAUAUCGGAUAGAGUAUAUGAGUCAUCAAAAAGGAAUUGCAAGGGUGAGUACGUAGAUGUAGAUCCAAAAAAUCAGUUGUGCCUCAACAGUCUCCAAGCUUUCAAGGAGUGCACUAGGAGACUUGAUACAGAACAUAUACUGGCACCUUUCUGCGGAAAGGACUAUUAUAACGAGUGGACAAUAUUAAAGACGAACGACAGGGAGUCUAUGGAUGAUGUUUUCCUAGAUUUUCCCUCCCCUCUCCAGCUGUGUCGGGAAGACAGGAUUCGCUACGCAGUUCUUUGGCAAAAUGAUAUAAAUGUUCGCAAAGCUCUCAACAUCCGGGAGGGAACAAAAGGAGAAUGGGCUAAAUGCAAUAAAACCACACCUUACACGUUUGAUGUACCAAGUAGUGUUGACUACCAUCGAAACCUCAGCGAAAAGCACCUUCGUGCUAUAGUUUACAGUGGUGAUCAUGACAUAACCAUUCCAUAUAUAAGUACACUGGCAUGGAUUGAAUCCUUGAACUUGACACUUGAGGAUGAUUGGAAACCAUGGUUCUCUGAUCAUCAAGUUGCAGGAUACACAAUGUACUAUUCAAACAACGAGUAUAAUUUGACAUAUGCGACUAUAAAGGGAGGAGGGCAUACAGCUCCAGAGUACAAUCCUAAGGAAUGCUUUGAUAUGAUCAAUAGGUGGCUGGCGCAUUCUCCUCUUUAACCUAGUAUACUAAAUUAGAAAAAUUACUGCAUUAUACAUAUGUAAUGUUUCACUGUAACUAAAAGUACAUGAUCACUUAUCUGAGUGUAAUUUUAAUCUACAACCUUCAACGCGAAUACGCUAAAGUGUAUGAAAGUUGAGGUGGCAUUAUUUGCA
Prunus dulcis (almond) is the source of this 1602-nucleotide messenger RNA. RefSeq names its product serine carboxypeptidase-like 17. The coding region runs from base 25 to 1446 and encodes 473 amino acids. The transcript is spliced from 14 exons. Lineage: Eukaryota; Viridiplantae; Streptophyta; Magnoliopsida; Rosales; Rosaceae. The record is from RefSeq and is a predicted model, not a curated record. Gene Ontology annotation, biological process: proteolysis; secondary metabolic process. Gene Ontology annotation, molecular function: serine-type carboxypeptidase activity; acyltransferase activity, transferring groups other than amino-acyl groups.